GGAUGUUGGACGGGAGGUUUGUGGCAAGGAAUGCUGAGUAUCAGCACAACACAGUCAUUGCAGGCUUGCAGCAUCAAAGCGCUUAUUAUUUGUGAAGUGGAAUAAGGAUAUGGACCGAAAAGCGUCUGCCUAACUAAGCAUGGUGCUGACGCCUUCUCAGCUGUCCAGUUUUGCGAAAAAUGGAGAUCCUGAAUCUGGUG
This is a messenger RNA of Linum tenue, 200 nucleotides long. Lineage: Eukaryota; Viridiplantae; Streptophyta; Magnoliopsida; Malpighiales; Linaceae. The record is from the annotation of a GenBank genome assembly.